This is a messenger RNA of Aspergillus oryzae RIB40, 636 nucleotides long. RefSeq lists its product as uncharacterized. Gene Ontology annotation, molecular function: carbon-sulfur lyase activity. The transcript has a single exon. Lineage: Eukaryota; Fungi; Ascomycota; Eurotiomycetes; Eurotiales; Aspergillaceae. Bases 1 to 636 code for a protein of 211 amino acids. The record is from RefSeq and is a predicted model, not a curated record.
AUGACGACCUCCAACGAACAACCCUCCAGCCUCCCCUACCAUGGCUCCUGCCACUGCGGUUUCAUCAGGUACAUCGCCAUCAUUCCAAUGCCACCAGCCGUCGCCCUCGGAGCAGAUGCGACCAAAGGCCCCCACCUCCGAUUCUACAAGUGCAAUUGCACAACCUGUCAAAAAAUGGGCCUAUUCCACAUGCGACUUCCAGACGCGCCGAACCAAUUCUUCCUACUCUGUCCGCAAGAUCGCGAUUCUCUGGCUAAUUAUAAAUGCCAAAACGGUCAUAUCAACUGGUUCUUUUGUCCGACGUGCGGCGUGCGCUGUUUCGCGACCGUACCGCAUUGGAAGCAGGACCAGAUCGAUAUCGAGAAGAUUUCGGCGGCGGUUCCCAAGCUCGAUUUACCGGGUGUCGAGGAGUCGACUAAGACGGUUACCAUUUGGCGAAUGGAUCCUGAUACCUUUCAGGAGGAUGUCACGGGGUAUUUGACGAUCAAUGCGCUUACUAUUGAUCAGGAUCAGGCUCAUGGGAAGAACAUUGAUCUGCGCCAGCUUGUGGACAAUAAAUGGGUCCAGUAUUCGGAUUGGAAUCUGAGAAAACAUGAGAGUCGAUAUGACUAUCCUCAAGAGAGAGGGACGUGGUAG